AUGGUCAAAUUCACCGUCCAAGCCGCCGCCCUCGCCAUCAUUGGCGCCUCCGUCGCCCAAGGCUGCACUAUUCCCAAGGGCAAUGCCGCCACUAUUGACCUCAUCGCCGAGUUUGAAGGCUGGCGCCCGGACAUCUACCUCGACCCCGUAGGCAAAGAAACAGUCGGAUAUGGCCAUCUCUGCCAGCGGCCUCGCUGCGCAGAGGUUCCCUACCCCAUUCCGCUGUCCGUCGAGAACGGCAAGGCGCUCCUGAGCACCGACAUGGCGGGCGCCGAGAACUGCAUGACCAUGGCGACGGGUCAAAACGUCGUCCUCAAUGCCAACCAGUACGGCGCCCUCGUCAGCUGGGCCUUCAACGUGGGCUGCGGCAACGUGCGGUCGUCGGACCUCAUCAAGGGGCUCAACCGGGGCGACGAUGCCAACACCAUUGUCUCGCAGGAGCUGCCUCUCUGGAAUAGGGGUGGCGGCGUGGUUCUUCCGGGCUUGGUGCGUCGCCGCGCCGCCGAGUUGGCCUUGUUUAAGACGGCUACUGGAGAUGGUGCUCUGCCUGCGCCGGGGUGCUAA
Pochonia chlamydosporia 170 is the source of this 564-nucleotide messenger RNA. Its product is annotated as lysozyme. The record is from RefSeq and is a predicted model, not a curated record. The transcript is spliced from 3 exons. Gene Ontology annotation, biological process: cell wall macromolecule catabolic process; peptidoglycan catabolic process. Bases 1 to 564 code for a protein of 187 amino acids. Gene Ontology annotation, molecular function: lysozyme activity. NCBI's taxonomy places the organism in Eukaryota, Fungi, Ascomycota, Sordariomycetes, Hypocreales, Clavicipitaceae.